This is a messenger RNA of Asterias rubens (European starfish), 2161 nucleotides long. RefSeq lists its product as uncharacterized. NCBI's taxonomy places the organism in Eukaryota, Metazoa, Echinodermata, Asteroidea, Forcipulatida, Asteriidae. The record is from RefSeq and is a predicted model, not a curated record. Bases 209 to 1546 code for a protein of 445 amino acids. The transcript is spliced from 6 exons.
GUGAAGUGGGGCUAAAGUCACUCGUGUGCUUUCAACGAGGGGGGCUUUAAAACUCAGGCAAUUAAGACUUUUAACUGAUGCCGAAAACAGGUGUAUAUUAGGACGUCGUUUUUGUUUUAACACGGCUGGGAUCAGGAAUUGAGAAGCGAACAACUCGAUUGUGUUGCAAGAGAGAGUGAGUCGAGUCUGGUGUGGGAUUAGCUGAGGAAUGGCGUCAGAUUGGAGACGAUCUCGAAGAUUCUCCGAUGACUGGGUCCCUCCCCCUUCUCUAGUUCCGUUUCUUAAAGACGACGACGACGAUGAUGAUUACGAUUUCGUGCACACCGAAAGACUCAUUGAGACCACGACUACGAUGACCCCUGAACUCGGCUUUGAGUUCAUCACGGUGCCAGGCAGAGGAGCUCGACCUUUGGCCUCUUAUGGCUCACUUAUUGCCGCCACUGUAGUUGCACUACUUGUGCUUUUAACGCUAGCAAUCUCAAUUAGAUGGAGACGGAAACGACAUUCAGUCACCGAUGACGAGGUGCCAAUGUCGGUCAUCACGGGAGAAGAUGGAAGGAUUUCUUGGACAGAGUCGUACCGGAACGUGCAUUUUACACCAAAUUACUCGCCAUACAAUGUGGAGACAGAUGGUCUUACUGCCAGCUCGGUCUACACGCAGCUGGAUCAACCAGCCGAUCGCAGGUUCCCCAACGUGCGCACCAGUCGGGUCUCGUCUCAACUGGCCAUGCGCACUACGUCAGUUCAUUGCGACUAUGACGAGCCCCAACCGGUGGUUGUAAACCAAGUCAGGUCACGGCCUCACACGAACCGGAUUUCGGACUACGAUGAACCCGACUUUAGUCUGGUUAACGGUGCCGCCUCGGGGGUCUUGGUGAGCGGCACGUCUAUUGGGGCGUUAGGAGUGACGCAACCAGAUGAAGCUUACUACUCCUCUCUACAGGAAAUGGGCGGCCGCGUGUCCAAUGAGGCGGCGGCGACCAGACAGAAUGACGUAUAUUACAGCUCUAUCAAAUCAAAUGAGAAAGUAGAGCAACCGACGACUGUUAUAGGUGAAGAAGUGAAAGGCAGUGAUGAGAGAACGACACGCGCUGGGGAGCAACGACCUUUUUACUUCACUUUAGAGCGGUCAGCAAACAAUCGUCCGAUAAGAUCGUCAGAAGAUGGAGACGAAGAGGCAGUUGAUGACCACGUUGGUUCAGAUGACGACGAAGACACUACGAUCAAGUACGACUAUUUGCAGCUGACAACCAAGGGGGCAAACGCGUCGGAUGCUCCGGUGUAUUCGACGUGCCGCAACGCUCGGACAUCAACCACGGACUAUCUAAAACUAGCCGAUUCUCACAGCGGUUUACCAGAUGUGACGACGACGACAGCGCCCACAACCGGCGAUUCCGGGCCAGUUGAAGGAUGCGCGGGAAAGGAUGGCGGCAGUCAAGGCGAGAUCGCUGAUGCUGAAAACGUAUACAAUACGUUACAACGCCGUAAACGAUCAUCUACAGCCACAAACACUGAAGAGAUAUAUAAUGUGCUUUUUCUGGAAUAAGAUUUCAGUAUUCUGUUGGUAGAGUUUCAAACGUCAUGGCACAAUACUUGUAUAGCGAUCUGGGUUUUAAAAACCUGUUUGAAAAGCUGCAAAUAUUCGAGAUUGUGUGUGGUUCGUUUGAAAGGGUACGUGCCAAACUAGUGCAUGAUUUGAAAAGUAACAUUAUACACAUAAUAGGUUAUUUCAAAGGUUGAAAUGAUGUGAGUUCUUUAUUUAAGAAGGAUGAACAGUGACGUGUUUGUUUAUAAAACCAAGCAAUUUUUUUCAUUCCAGCCAUCUUAAGUUUGAUUUUACAGUAAAAUCACGUGAUCAAAUCUUGCGGCACCUAUUAGAUUGUAGCCAGACGUGUGACAAGAACAAGUGACUCAAAAAUGCAUCCUGUGGACAAUUAUUGAGUUAUUUCCUUUGACACUGCACUUUAAAGUUUCUCCACAGACUUGGUGUACAGAAUUCACUCUGGAGCAUUCGGGUCUUUUUGAAUUAACUUGUGGAGAUCUUUUAUUUUCCGGUAUUGGUUUUGUUCUUGGUCUCCAUAAUGUAUCUAGUACAUAGAGUUAUAUAUAAGAACUAUAGGGCGCACGAGUGAUGCUUCGUGCACAAACGCCACGGGACCGC